Molecule: messenger RNA, 2109 nt
Organism: Syngnathoides biaculeatus (alligator pipefish)
Lineage: Eukaryota; Metazoa; Chordata; Actinopteri; Syngnathiformes; Syngnathidae
Gene: ccn2a
Product: cellular communication network factor 2a
Exons: 5
Coding region: 315-1367 (350 amino acids)
Biological process (GO): cell adhesion; signal transduction
Cellular component (GO): extracellular matrix; extracellular region
Molecular function (GO): integrin binding; heparin binding
Source: RefSeq, a predicted model, not a curated record
CGGCAGGAAUGUGGGAUGUCUGGAGUGGGGGUCAGGAAGCCAGGAAAGAAUGCCAAGUAUGUCCAUGUUUGUCCCCGGGCCUCCCACCCUCCUCCGAGGUGACGUUUCCGCCGAGGGCCGAGGGCUAUAAAGGCGGCGGCGGCGGCGAGCUCUCGGCACAACUCACAGCGAGACCGACCCGAGCUAAAGUCUAGCUUUCACUCCAAGAGCGAGAAGACGGCGGACUCCCCGAGAGACUCCCCCCCAACCCCGACGACAGAUCGACUCGAUCCAGGAAAAGGAAGACUUUACUCUCCUGACGGAAGAAUCUUUUUAUGCCCCUCAAGAUGCCCGCCGCAAAGAAAGUGAUUUUGCUGCCCCUGGUGUGCGUCUUCUUCUGGAACGCGGCCGCCGGUCAGGAGUGCGGAGGCCGGUGCUCGUGCCCCACGGCGCCGCCCGAGUGCGCCCCGGGCGUCAGCCUGGUGCCGGACGGCUGCGGCUGCUGCCGGGUGUGCGCCAAGCAGAUGGGCGAGCUGUGCGCCGAGAGGGACGCCUGCGACACCCACAAGGGCCUCUACUGCGACUUUGGCUCGCCCGGCAACCGCCGCAUCGGCGUGUGCACAGCGCGAGAGAGCGCCACCUGCGUGUUCGGAGGAAUGGUGUACAAGAGCGGCGAGAGCUUCCAGAGCAGCUGCAAGUACCAGUGCACGUGCCUGGACGGGGCGGUGGGCUGCGUGCCCCUGUGCUCCAUGGACGUGCGACUGCCCAGCCCCGACUGCCCCGCCCCCCGCCGCGUCAAGGUGCCCGGCAAGUGCUGCGAGGAGUGGGUGUGCGACGCCCCGCGGCACACCGACACCUUCAUGGGCUCCGUCCUGCCCGCUUACCGCCAAGAGGAGACCUUUGGCCCAGAUCCGUCCAUGAUGCGGGAGAACUGCCUGGUCCAGACCACCGAGUGGAGCGCCUGCUCCAAGACCUGCGGCCUGGGCGUCUCCACCCGGGUCACCAACGACAACCGCGAGUGCCGCCUGGAGAAGCAGACCCGGCUGUGCAUGGUGCGCCCCUGCGAGUCCCACCUGGAGCAGAGCAUCCGGAAAGGGAAAAAGUGCAUCCGCACGCCGCGCCUCUCCAAGCCCAUGAAGUUCGAGAUCUCGGGCUGCACCACCACCAAGUCGUACCGCCCCAAGUUCUGCGGCGUGUGCCUGGACGGCCGCUGCUGCACCCCCCACCGGACCACCACGCUGCCCAUGGAGUUCAAGUGCCCCGACGGGCAGGUGAUGAAGAAGCACAUGAUGUUCAUCAAGUCGUGCGCCUGCCACCACAACUGCCCCGGCGAGAACGACAUCUUCGAGUCCGUCUACUACAAGAAGAUGAUGGGCGACAUGGCGUGAGGCCCGCCCGCCGGCGCCGCCUUUCCUGACUUGAAAACAGAACUCAUCUCGCAGCUCCGUAUGUACACAGGCCUCGUUUUUUGUGCUUGCUUUGUCAAAGUAGUCACGCACUUUUUUUGUUUUGUUUUGUUUUGUUUUGUGUCGCGUGUAUUUGUGCGUGCAGCCCUGUGCACUUUUUCAGACAGAGGGAGAGAUUCCUGCACUAAUAAUAUUGUGGAAAACACGCCCGUCCAGUUUUUUUAACUGUAUUUUUAAAUCUAAAAUCUUGACCUCCCCUCUAAAUGAGGUGUGAAAUGAGUCCCCCCCCCCCGCCCCCCACCUCAACCAGACCUGCGAACGCAGCGGGCCGCUGUUCUGCCCCUGUUGCGUGUUCAAGCGCGCAGGCCCGAACGCGGGCCUCGUCCCAAAAAGGUCGACGUUUCCGUCCGGACGCGAGUGGGCGUGACCACGGCACUGAGAAGAAUGAAAGAUUACCGGAAGAAUAAGAAGGAGAACAAAAAAAAAAAAAAAAGACUGGAAGAAUUGUCAGUUCAUUCCGAGAUGAAGCAUGUAAAUGAUGUAUAUGUUUGUACAGUGUAAGUUAAUUUAAAAGCCUAAAAUGUUCUGUGCUUUUUCCAAAAAAUGUAUCAAUAGUGUUUUUGUUUUGUUUGGACAACAGUAUUUUUUACUAUUUUAUUGAGCAGUGUGACAGAUUGUUACAUGUUUUGCCUUGUAGCUGGAAAUAAAAUAAAAAAAUGCUAUA